GGAGGAAGAACCACAACUUGGCGUAUCGUAGGAAACAGUUAUUAUUAUUAGCCGACAACAUUUGCAGCUCAAUGGUGCUGUCUCCGUGUGUUUAUCAAAUCAGCUGGUGUUUCUAAGUUGUUCAGUGAUGGAGGUAAACAAAGAUGAAGCGGAGCGAUGCAUCGAGAUCGCGCUCGGAGCGCUGGAGAACGCGCAGCCGGAGAAAGCGCGCAGGUUCCUGGAGAAAGCGCAGCGGCUCUACGCGACGCCCAGAGCGCAGGAGCUGCUGGAGUCUCUGGAGCGGAGCGGCGAGGCCUGGUCUCAGAACAGCGCCGCAGGAGCUCGUCAGCGCAGGUCUGGGGUCAGCAGUAACGGCGCCGCGCCGGCGGACUCCAGUAAACCCUACACACCGGAGCAGGCCGAGGCCGUCAGACGGAUAAAGCAGUGCAAGAACUACUAUGAGAUUCUUGGCGUUCAGAAAGAUGCUUCUGAAGACGAGCUGAAGAAAGCUUACAGAAAACUGGCAUUGAAGUUUCACCCUGAUAAGAAUCACGCCCCGGGGGCCACGGAGGCAUUUAAAGCCAUAGGAAACGCGUAUGCAGUUCUGUCUAAUGUGGAAAAGAGGCGGCAGUACGAUCAGUUCGGAGAGGAGCGGAGCAGCAGCGGCAGAUCCAGCCAGAACAACACACAGUUUGAGGCCGAUAUCUCUCCUGAAGAUCUCUUCAACAUGUUCUUCGGAGGAGGCUUCCCUUCUAGUAAUGUUCACAUGUACAGUAACGGACGACGCUUUAAUCAGAAUCAUGGCGAGAGAGGAGAACACCGAGGGGGAGGUCUUGCUCUCCUCAUGCAGUUGAUGCCCAUCCUCAUCCUCGUCAUCGUAUCAGCGCUCAGUCAGAUGAUGGUGACCAACCCUCCCUACAGCCUCAGCUUCAGACCGUCAGCGGGUCACACACACAAGCGCGUGACGGAGAAUCUGGGCGUGACGUAUUACGUGAACGAGCGUUUCUCUCAGGACUUCAGCGGCGUGAGACUGAAGCAGGUGGAGAGCAGCGUGGAGGACGACUACGUCUCCAACCUCAGGAACAACUGCUGGAAAGAGAAACAACAGAAGGAAGGGCUGCUGUACCGCGCGCGUUAUUUUGGGGACAGCGCUCUGUACCAGCGGGCGCAGCAGAUGGGAACCCCGAGCUGCUCUCGGCUGUCGGAGGUUCAGGCGUCUUUACACGGAUAGAGGAAGCGGUCACUGCGCUACCUGGUUCCAAAAAACAAUCUCUCCAGUCUGGAAUAUGGAAGAAUGCCAUACGGAUUGUAAAUACAUUUGUUGGAACAACCAAUGAACUUGACUAGGAAAGACUUACUGAGGGCUGAAAGUGUGUGUGCAUGUGUGUGUGCAUGUGUGUGUGUGUGUGCGUGUGUGUGUGCGUGUAUGUGUGUGUGUGCGUGUGUGUGUGUGCGUGUGUGUGUGUGUGUGUGUGCGUGUGUGUGUGUGUGUGAAAUCAGAGCUGGUGUUUUUUGGCUCCUGUGGAUGACAGACGUUUCCCUGCAGUCUGAAUAAAGUUAAUGUCACUAGAUUCAGCCCCUUUACAGGUCAGAAAUCAACAAUCUGCUUUUGCUUUAUGAAACAGACUGGAGGUCCGAUGACAUCUGCAUAUAUUUAUUUGAGUUUGUUUAGAUCAAGAUCAUGUCUUUUUAAUGAUUUAUAUUUGUAUGUUUGAGAUUUAUCUAUGCAGGGAUAUUAUCGAGUAUGCGUUCGACUUUAACGACAGCUGUCCUGCGUCUUUCUCUGACGGCUGCUGUACACAGGUGAUAUUUAUUGGAGGAUUGAAUAGGAAUAUUUAUUUCAUACGAAGGUUUAUUUUCUACAUGACUUAGUGGAAAUAUUUCAUUGCUGACAGAGACUACGCUGCAGUUAUUUCACUCUGAAUACAAAUAAAGAUUGUAUGUGCCACUGUC
Messenger RNA from Ctenopharyngodon idella (grass carp), 1932 nucleotides. RefSeq names its product DnaJ heat shock protein family (Hsp40) member B12b (gene dnajb12b). Gene Ontology annotation, biological process: cellular response to misfolded protein. The transcript has 9 exons. Lineage: Eukaryota; Metazoa; Chordata; Actinopteri; Cypriniformes; Xenocyprididae. Gene Ontology annotation, molecular function: Hsp70 protein binding. The record is from RefSeq and is a predicted model, not a curated record. Gene Ontology annotation, cellular component: endoplasmic reticulum membrane. The coding region runs from base 128 to 1210 and encodes 360 amino acids.